This is a messenger RNA of Helianthus annuus (common sunflower), 1394 nucleotides long. RefSeq names its product rRNA-processing protein UTP23 homolog. NCBI's taxonomy places the organism in Eukaryota, Viridiplantae, Streptophyta, Magnoliopsida, Asterales, Asteraceae. The transcript is spliced from 9 exons. Gene Ontology annotation, molecular function: small ribosomal subunit rRNA binding. The record is from RefSeq and is a predicted model, not a curated record. Gene Ontology annotation, cellular component: small-subunit processome; nucleolus. The coding region runs from base 300 to 1130 and encodes 276 amino acids.
CUUCGCUCUGCAACAUCAGUUACACAGCCGCCAACAUCGUUCAACACAGCGACAACAGUUUCCGGCUUCCAUAGGUUAGGGCUCCGACGCUUUUGCAAACACAGUUCCUCCGCCUCUCGCCGCCGCUGUUGCUGCUCCGAUCAACUGCUCCUCCGUUCGUAACUCUCACGGGUUAAAUGAUUCACGCAGUCACGAACAUAGAUUCUUGGUCGAUUCAUCUUUGCAAGUCUGAUACACUUGAUUAAAAAGUCUACAAUUCAUCUUCUUCGUCGAUUCAGUAUCAAUCCAUUCGUCACACAAUGAGGUUGAAAAAGCAAAAACGUCAUCGAAGAAGUGUUAGAUUCUUUACAACAUGCUAUGGUUUCAGAUCACCGUUUAAGAUAUUGUGCGACGGGACGUUUAUACACCAUCUUCUUGUUAACCGCAUUACUCCUGCUGAUACCGCCAUUUCUAACAUUCUAGGUGCUCCAGUCAAAAUGUUCACCACCAGAUGUGUUCUUGCUGAGUUGAAAAGCCUUGGUGAAGCCUACUCCGAGUCUCUUAACGUGGCCCGUGAUCUUGCGCCUGCAAGGUGUGAUCACGAGAAGAGGAAGAGUGCAGUGGAUUGUCUAUCAGACGUCAUCGGGGAAAGCAAUUCGGAGCAUUUCUUCGUUGCUACUCAGGAUGUUGACUUGCGCAGGAAGUUUCAGGAGAUUCCCGCUGUGCCUGUAAUGUUUGCACUCAGAAACGCUUUAUUUCUCGAGCCUCCAUCUCAGUCUCAACAACAGUUUGCAAAAGCUGCUGAAGAAGAACGCUCACGCCUGAACGAGUUAGAGAUUAAAAUGCUGAGUAAUAAAAGGAAGAGAAGUUUGGAAACAGACGAGCAAGCAGAUGAAGCUUUUCCAAAUGAAACCAUUGUAGAUUUAAAGAAAAAUGUUUCUACAAGGAAAACUGAUGUAAAGGAUAAAGUACAAUUCAAGAGAAAAAAAGCUAAGGGUCCGAAUCCACUUUCUUGUAAGAAGAAGAAAAAGGAUAACCAAAAACCUGUUGCCCAAAAGGAAGUUAAUGAGAAUGUUGAAACCGUAAGGAGCAGGGGCAAGAAAAGGAAAAGGUCCCGUAAGCCAAAAAAUGUCGCUACCGCAACCGACUAAAGACUAUAUGAUCGCCUUGGACUUAUGGCAUGUCGGAGUCUUGAAGAUUCAUUGAAAUUUUUAGAAGAUGAUGACGUUUUUUUAAAUGGGUCGACGAGAACUACUAUGUAAGAACAGGCGUUUGUAGAGCCUGUUCUCAAAUUUUGCGGUAAUUAUAGCUCUUGAUAUAGUUUAGUUUUUUUUAGAUGGGGAGCUUGUGAUACUUUUGUUAUUGAAGCUUCUGUAGCAACAGCCAUUUUUAAGAUUUUGUUCUUUUUUAUUUCA